Molecule: messenger RNA, 978 nt
Organism: Malurus melanocephalus (red-backed fairy wren)
Lineage: Eukaryota; Metazoa; Chordata; Aves; Passeriformes; Maluridae
Gene: MC3R
Product: melanocortin 3 receptor
Exons: 1
Coding region: 1-978 (325 amino acids)
Biological process (GO): G protein-coupled receptor signaling pathway
Cellular component (GO): membrane
Molecular function (GO): melanocyte-stimulating hormone receptor activity; peptide hormone binding
Source: RefSeq, a predicted model, not a curated record
AUGAACACCACCCACUUUGCAUUCUCAUUCCAGCCCGUGCUGCUCAACGUCACCGAAGASCUCAACGACUCCGUCCUGAGCAACAGAAGCGGCGACGGGUUUUGCGAGCAGGUCUUCAUCAAAGCCGAGGUUUUCCUGACUCUGGGCAUCAUCAGCCUCCUGGAAAACAUCCUGGUGAUCCUGGCAGUGCUGAAGAACGGCAACCUCCACUCUCCCAUGUAUUUUUUCCUGUGCAGCCUGGCCGUGGCAGACAUGCUGGUCAGCAUGUCCAACGCCCUGGAGACCAUCAUGAUCGCCAUCCUCAGCAGCGGCUACCUCAUCAUCGACGACCACUUCAUCCAGCACAUGGACAACGUGUUCGACUCCAUGAUUUGCAUUUCCCUGGUGGCCUCCAUUUGCAACCUGCUGGUGAUAGCCAUCGACAGGUACAUCACCAUUUUCUACGCCCUCCGCUACCACAGCAUCAUGACGGUGAAGAAGGCGCUGACGCUCAUCGUGCUCAUUUGGGUGGCUUGCAUCAUCUGCGGCAUCAUCUUCAUCGCCUACUCGGAGAGCAAGACGGUCAUCGUGUGUCUCAUCACCAUGUUCUUCGCCAUGCUGCUGCUGAUGGCCUCUCUCUACGUGCACAUGUUCCUGUUYGCCCGGCUGCACGUCAAGCGCAUCGCCGCGCUGCCCGUCGAGGGCGUGCCCCCMCAGCGCACCUGCAUGAAGGGCGCCGUCACCAUCACCAUCCUCCUGGGGGUCUUCAUCGUCUGCUGGGCUCCCUUCUUCCUCCACCUCAUCCUCAUCAUCUCCUGCCCCAUGAACCCCUACUGCGUCUGCUACACCGCGCACUUCAACACCUACCUGGUGCUCAUCAUGUGCAACUCCGUCAUCGACCCGCUCAUCUACGCCUUCCGCAGCCUGGAGAUGAGAAAGACGUUCAAAGAAAUCGUGUGUUGCUGCUAUGGCAUGAGUGUGGGACAGUGCAUGCUGUGA